GUGAGCUCCAUGUCCACCAAGGAAGCGGCAGAUGCAGCGUUGACUAAGCCACCACAUGUGUCUGAACGCUUGAAACGUAAACGCGAGAAGGCGAAGGCCAUGAAGGAUGGCGAGUGGACUCAGUGUAUGUUCAAACUGGAGCGAAAGAACCGCUUCUGCAACGUGGCGAGAGUGGAAGGGUCUCUGUAUUGCGGCAACCACGUCGUCGACGACGAGGGCGUGGUAAGCCAAAAGACGAAGAAGUACAAGCAGGAGUUGUGCAAACGCGUGCCUUGCACGUUGGACCCCACACACACGGUGUACCUGUUUGACCUAAAAAAGCACCUCGUGAUAUGCAACAAGCUCAAGGAAGCAGAGGUCAUGCGUAGCCUUCCGUUCUACACGGCCAACAUCAACUCGGGCACCCACGCCGCCACAGGCACCAGUGAUCCAUCCACCACUGUCCAAGACGACACCAGCGCCACCGAAGAACACUCCGGACCGUCCUCCGACAAGCAAGCGAGUCUGUUCCAAACCCUCGUGGGGCUAGACUUCAACGCCUUUGCGGCCAAAAUCGACGCCGCGUUUGACAAGCAUGUUCCUGUGAUUCCAACUCAAACACUGGACCAUGCUGCGUGCAACACAUUGCUCCAGCAAAAGCAGGCGGCAGGGGCCAACCACAGCAUCCUCCGACACAUCCAGCAGCAAGCGUCCAUCCUGGGCCACAUGGAGUCCAAGAGGCUCCUUCGAUCAGACUGCGUAUACGUGGAACUGGGUGCCGGACGCGCGAUGCUGUCCCUCGCGCUGACGCAGAUGUACCCGUCGUCGCCGUUUGUGCUCAUCGAUCGCGCCGGCUCCCGUGGCAAGGCGGACCAGUAUAUUGCCCUAGACAACAAGUGUACUCGCGCCAAGAUUGACAUUCGGCAUCUCAACUUGGCCAAGAUGGACCAGGUGGCCCAUCAGCCGCUUGUGUGCCUGUCCAAGCACCUCUGCGGCGUCGCCACUGACUUGUCACUGCGGGCGCUGGCCAACACCCUCCCUGCCGGCCCUUCCGACGAUGCCACUGAAGCGCCGACAGGCCAUCCCCAGAAGAUGAGCUCCCACCUCGUCGGGCUUGCGAUCGCUCUGUGUUGCCACCACGCGUGCAGCUGGGAAGACUACGUGAAUCCUGCCUUCUUUGUCGACAUGGGCUUCACAGCGGCCGAGUUUAAGCUCAUGGUGCCGUUGUCUGGGUGGGCGACAUGUGGUAUGACCAUGGACGGGGGUGCCGUGGAAACGGUGUUGGGAUUCAACCGCGCAGACAGGACGCGAAUGGGCCGCCAAUGCAAGCGACUGCUCGACAUGGGGCGCGUGCACUACUUGCGCGAGAGAGGCGUUCAAGCACAACUGGUGCAUUACUGCGACCAAGACGAGAGUUUGGAGAAUUGCUUGCUGCUGGCAUGGCGAAGUCACCACGACGACGUCGAAUGAAACAUCAACAACAUGUAUUAAUCGUUGUCGAUGGAGAUUAAGUUGGAGAGUGAAGGAGGAGUGGGUAGCUUGGCACUGGCAAUAGGAUGUGCCGAGACGCUGCUACGCUUUGGAACGCACCACACGACCACCUCAAAGGAUGCCAUGGGUCGCGGAGCAAAGCACGUCUUCGAGCGCGACAGUAACAUGUUGUAGCCUCGCGCGUUGCGACGCACUUCGUAUGUGAACUUGAUGUGGGGGAGUACGUGUUCUGUACGAGCGCUCACAUCGGCCUUCUUUGUCGGGGGUUGAUCCAACGCGAGGACUUGGGCCAGCAGUGCCGGCCACUCGUCAGGGCCUUGCAACAGAUCCACAAUCUGCUCCAAGUACGUUGGGUCUGGCGCUGUGACAUUGAACCAUUCCAAGUCGGCCUCUGAAGAUAUGAAGAUGGUCACCGGCACGACCUGCCCGACGGGGUCGCUCCCGUUGAAGCUGCAAUGGAGCACAUUCUUGGUGCGGUACAUGAUCUGUUGUGCUGGUGGGAAUAUC
Messenger RNA from Aphanomyces astaci, 1977 nucleotides. RefSeq lists its product as hypothetical. Lineage: Eukaryota; Oomycota; Saprolegniomycetes; Saprolegniales; Verrucalvaceae. The record is from RefSeq and is a predicted model, not a curated record. Gene Ontology annotation, biological process: tRNA methylation. The transcript has 8 exons. The coding region runs from base 10 to 1449 and encodes 479 amino acids.